Molecule: messenger RNA, 2073 nt
Organism: Cygnus olor (mute swan)
Lineage: Eukaryota; Metazoa; Chordata; Aves; Anseriformes; Anatidae
Exons: 4
Coding region: 491-1339 (282 amino acids)
Source: RefSeq, a predicted model, not a curated record
AUUUCUGCCUUUACUAUUCAAGCUAUGAACUAAGAUUCAAGCAGAUUAGUGAAACAAGUGCUUGAAUCUAAGCUAGUGAAGCUGAGUUUGUUAUCAUGUUGCAUUGUGCAUUUCAAGAGAGGAACCUAUUUUCUUUCGCUGAAAUACGGAAAAACCGUAGCACAGUGAUAGCUAUAGUGAGUGUGUGUUACAUAAACUACCCUAUUAAGAUGAGCUAGAGAUCACAUGUCUACGUCCUAGGGAGCCUCAGCUACUUGCUGCAAGGUUAUUGUCAGUUGCCUCCCACAAUAUUCUUUUCAUGAAGAAUCUGUUUUCUACAAUUAACUUAGAAUUUCAGAAUGCUCAUGCAAUCCACAAAUUCAAAGGCUGUUAGACAUUUAACAAGGAUCUUCACCGUUCUCAUCUUUCAGGCAUUGCCCGUAACAGAACUGUGAAGCAGUUAUGCUGGACUCGGAACAACUGUCAUGAAUUCCAGCAGAGUGAGGCCACAAUGGAUCAAACUGGGAAUGAUAUAGUGCCAGAAGAUCCAGAGCAGAAGAAACAGUCUUUCUCUUUUGGUUGUAAAGUGUCAGAAUUGUUGUUGUCCCUCAGAAAUAUUAAAAAUGAGCAGGAAAAGUACCGAUGGCUUUUGGAACAAAUGCACAUCUCUCUCUUUCAUACCAUACAGUCAGUUGUAAGAUCUAAUAACUGGGAUGCUGCAGCACGUAACAAAUGCAGUUUUCUUUGUCGUGAUUUUGUUAGUGGCAUUUAUUCACAAAUAGAUUUUGUAAAGAAAAAUGCUGACUCACCAAGAACAGAAAUGACAAUCCCAGGCAGUUUCACAUCUGAAGAUGUCAAACAGCUGCUUAAAUCAAAGCCAAAAAUAUCUGUUGCUGGAGGACACAAAAAAUACGAUGUUUGUGGCCCACUGCAAAAACUUAUUUUACCUUACGUGUUUCUGAUCAAAAGUUGCCUUCCAAUGCCAGUUUCUUUGAUCCAAGACAAAUGUUUCAGCGGGGAGAUAUUAUGCAAGAUACAAUAUUUCAGGAAAGAGAAAAAGCUCCAGCCAGCAUUUGAGACUUCUGCCAUUUCAAAAUUACACAGUUCUGAAGUGUCAGAAAUACCAUAUGUGAUCUUCCAUAGUCUGAGGGGACUGCAGUGGAAAUUGUAUAAAGGCAUGGCGAAGAGGAAGGAGCCUUUCCAAAUAUUUUGGAGAGAAGCAAAUUACAGAACUUUCACAAUAUUAGAGGAAAAACCUGAGAAGACAGACUACAUCCUCCCUUUGAUUUUUAAGGAUUCAAUAAUUUUCUCAGUUUAUCCUGCAUAUCCUGUUCUACGCCUUGAAUUUAAGUGGAAAUGACUGCAGUUCAGCAGAAAAGGAAAUAAAGCUGCAAGUACCUUAGGCAAUUAAAAAGCUAUUGUUAUUUUUAAUUAUUCUUCUGACUAUAGUAGUGGCUUGAAUUUGAGCCUGGAGCAUGACUUCCUCACACUAUCCAAACACAGCAUAAUAAAAUGACUCCCGGAGAUUUUUUGGCUUCUCAGUGUGGAGCAGCUGAAGGGAAACAUAAGCCUUCAGACAAAGUUCACAUAUUUCUCCAUCUCUCCAGGAAUAUAAGUUGCUGUUUGUAUAAAAAAUGUUAUCUCUUUUUCUGUUAAAUGUAGUUCUCAGUCUAGGGAGUCUGGCUCAGUUAACUGCUACCCAAGAUACCCCCAAAUCAGAUGUUGUUUUGGAAGUAGGCAUGUUCUAGGACAAGUCUGUCCUUCCUUUCCUCAUCUUUCUGCCUUUUAUACACCCCCCCCCUUCUUUUUUUCUUCUUAUUUGUCACUUCUAUAUUUCUCCAUUCUUUUCUACUUUCUCUUCAAACAAUGCCUUGGUUCUUUUUUAAUCACCCUUUUUCUCUCUCUUCUUGUUAGUCAUGAAUCGAUCUUCGCAUGCAGAUGCCCAGGGGACAGCCUCUCUUUCAGUUUGCUUUGCUUCAGGAGUGAAUUUCCCAUAUGUAUUCCUCCCCCUUCUCCCAUUUUCCUUUGACACAUCAGGCUCUCCUGUUUUAUGAUAGGAUUCUCUCCAUCCUAAUUACAAAGGGGAUCACUCUG